Brassica oleracea var. oleracea is the source of this 1379-nucleotide messenger RNA. RefSeq names its product ninja-family protein AFP1-like. The record is from RefSeq and is a predicted model, not a curated record. The coding region runs from base 212 to 1246 and encodes 344 amino acids. NCBI's taxonomy places the organism in Eukaryota, Viridiplantae, Streptophyta, Magnoliopsida, Brassicales, Brassicaceae. Gene Ontology annotation, biological process: response to abscisic acid; signal transduction; negative regulation of DNA-templated transcription. Gene Ontology annotation, cellular component: nucleus. The transcript is spliced from 2 exons.
GGUAAUUAUGAAGUGAAAUGGAACUGAAUAUUCAGUGUUCUCUGUCUCUGUCUCAUCCGUUGAAUAUGUAAAAUACUCAUUUAGGGAAACAAAUUAAAGACAAACCUGGAAACUUUUCUUUCUCUCGGAGAUAUAUUGGAUAUGGAUUUGAUCAAAAUCUAAUCUUUCUUUUGUUACUCCGACCACUGUUACAUCACCUCUUUCUCCUUUCAUGGCGGAAGCUAACAAGACAAGUAGAGAAAUUGCAAGAAGCAAUAGUUGUGUGUUCCCAAGAGAUCUGCUUCAGAGAUUCAUCUCUAACUCAGCCGAAGGUGAAGAUGGUGAUCACGAGGAAGAAGAUGAUGAAGAGAUCGAGUUGAAUCUGGGGUUGUCUCUCGGCGGGAGAUUCGGAGUUGACAAAAGCAAUAAGCUCGUGAGAUCUUCCUCCGUUGUCGUGACGAUGCCUCUUUUCCGGGAAGCUCAUCAGCCGGAGACGACGAAGCCUGCGGAGACAGCCGUAGCGAGACCGAGACACACGGGCUUAACGAGAACGACUUCGUUGCCGGCGGAGUCGGAGGAAGAGUGGCGGAAAAGGAAAGAGAUGCAGACUCUUAGGAGAAUGGCUGCCAAAAGAAGGAGAAGCGAGAAGCUUCGCACCGGCGGUGGAAACAGUACCAAGUCAACCGAAGCUAAUAAUAAUCCGGGAGAAGCCGCCACCACUUCGAGGCGGCGAGGUAGACCGUCGUCGGGACUUCCACGGUGGUCAGCGACGGCUAACAGUGGUGGACUCUUACGGCAACAUAGCGCUGGUCAUGAGUCACUACAAGGCUCCCUUGAGUCCCAAGGCGGCGGCGGCGGUGGUGUCGGAAGCUCUUCAAGUGUCUCCGAGUUGGAAACCAAAUCCCAUCAAGCAUCUAGUGAAGAAGCAAGAAGCUUACCGUCGACACAACAACAACAGGAAGCGAUAGCAAAGCCGAACACUCGGCUUAGAAGAUUGAGUUCAGUGGACAUGAAGAUAGAGCCACCACAAGGGAAAGGGAAAAACGAGAUGCCAUGUGUGUUCACAAAGGGAGAUGGACCUAACGGGAAGAGAGUUGAUGGGAUUCUUUAUAGAUAUGGCAAUGGAGAAGAAGUGAGGAUCAUGUGUGUCUGCCAUGGUGACUUCUUGUCUCCUGCUGAUUUCGUUAAACAUGCUGGUGGUCCUCAUGUAGAUCAUCCUCUUAGGCACAUUGUUGUCAACACUUCUUCUCCUUCUAAUCUCUUAUAGAACCCUUUCCUAACCCCCCUCUCCUCAUUUGAUCCCUUUAUUUUAAGACCAGAGUGUAGAGAAGAUGUUUUUAAGAGGUUUUAGAUCAUGACAACAUAUGUAUGUUUUGUCUGAAUCUGGUAAUUUCCCAAUA